Molecule: messenger RNA, 2494 nt
Organism: Pogonomyrmex barbatus (red harvester ant)
Lineage: Eukaryota; Metazoa; Arthropoda; Insecta; Hymenoptera; Formicidae
Gene: MetRS-m
Product: Methionyl-tRNA synthetase, mitochondrial
Biological process (GO): methionyl-tRNA aminoacylation
Molecular function (GO): methionine-tRNA ligase activity; ATP binding
Source: RefSeq, a predicted model, not a curated record
CAAAAUGAUUUAUGUAUCAUUAGUAGAAUUGUUAUAGCUCGACGAUAUGCAAAUCCGCAACGAUGUAGGUCAACGUCGUUUCCAUGUGGAUACGGCACUGACGUACCGGAACCUCGUGCUACUUAUUCGCGUUUUUAGAGCUAUUGUUCGAAACGCGUUUAACAAUCAUUGCCAUCAUGUGGCUAUUAUUAUCGCUAUAUUAUUGAAAUGUUCUCGAUAUUUCGGUGAUAAUAUCGGUGAUAAAAUGACAACGAUUGCGUACGACGAAAGGAUUUAAAGCGUUGGCUGCGACAUCUGAAUUGUCGGCUGUCUUCACGCAUGUUCAAAGCAUGGCAACAGCGGCGCGCGCCGAUGUGUGCCAUUCUCUACUGACUUCACGUGCGUUCGGCAUGACGGCGGCGCGAUAGCUCGCUUCUCUCGAUUAACUUUAUUCGCGUUCAAGAUAUCGGCCUGUGUUUCCUAGCGGUUGAUGUCCAUGGCAAGCGUUCUGCUCCGAAACGUGACGCGCGCAGGAUUGGGCAGGUGUUUGAAAGGUUGUCGAAUAAUCCUGAGCAACGAAAGGUGCAUCAUGACGAGCCGGGCGAGACUUGAAAAGGUUCUUGAGGAGUUGCAAAGAAAUCCUUAUUAUGACAAGUAUGCUGAAAAAAUCGCGAAGCUGCAGCAGACUAGUCCGGAAGAGUUCCUGCAGCGCGUGGAGCAGCAAGAAAAGAAAGCUCGCGAAAAGCAAGUUAAACAUGUAAUUCCAAAGUAUCAGCCUUCAAACUCGGCAAUAUUUCCAUUCUUAUUUAAAAAUGUACGAUCAUCUUGGAGUCAAACAAUAAAAAGGCAAUAUAUAAAAGAUUUAUCUCAGACUAAAUACAUUACUACGCCCAUUUUUUAUGUAAACGCUGGUCCUCAUAUCGGACAUUUGUAUAGCGCUGUUUUGGCCGAUGCUUUUGUUCGAUAUAACGGCAUGUUGGGUCAUAAAACGUUUUUUGCUACUGGCACCGAUGAGCAUGGUAACAAGAUUAAAGCUGCUGCAGCCAUAGCUGGUUUACCGAAUCUUGAAUACUGUACAAAAAUUUCGCAGCAAUUCAGGGAAAUGUGUGAUAAAUUUGAAGUGGAUUACUCGCGUUUCAUUAGAACUACAGAAAAACAGCAUUGUGAUGCAGUGUAUCAUUUUUGGAAACGGUUAGAAGAAAGAGGGCAUAUCUAUCUGGGAAAGUACUCGGGAUGGUAUUGUGUAUCAGAUGAAGCGUUCCUCUCUGACACAGAGUUGGUGGAACAGAAAGAUUCGUCCGGUAAAAUAAUCAAAGUCUCCGCGGAAUCGGGAAACAAAGUGGAAUGGACAGAGGAAGAAAAUUAUAAAUUCAGACUUAGCGCAUUUCAAGAUGAUCUCAAGUACUGGCUCAAAGAUGAAAACACGGUUAGACCAGCAUUGUAUCAUAAAACAUUGUCCCAGUGGGUAGAGGAAGGUACAUGUUUACAGGAUCUAAGUAUUACUAGAAUUAGAAACAAAGUGCCAUGGGCUUUACCUUCUCCAUGUAAUGAAUUCCAUUCGAUAUAUGUGUGGCUGGAUGCCUUAAUAAAUUAUUUAACAGUCUUAGGAUAUCCAAAUGAAUCAUACAAAGAAUUUUGGCCACCCACUAUUCAAGUAAUUGGAAAAGAUAUUUUGAAAUUUCACGGUAUUUAUUGGCCAGCAUUUUUAAUGGCGGCAGGUCUCGAGCCGCCAAAGACAUUAUUGUGUCAUGCUCAUUGGACUAUUGAUCAUCAGAAAAUGUCGAAAUCAAAAGGUAACGUAAUUUCGCCAUUUGAAGCUGCAAAUGAUUAUACAGAAGAAGGAUUACGAUACUUUAUUUUAAGAGAAGCGGUACCACAGAACGAUGCAAGUAAGAUAAAUCACAUGCAUUAUUAUAUGUCAUUUUGCACCAUAUUUUUUAAUUAUCUAUUCACAGAUUAUAGUUCAACAAAAAUUAUUAACAUAUUAAAUUCCGAAUUGGCGGAUACGCUGGGCAAUCUAGUGAAUCGUUGCGCGGGUAAAGCGGUCAAUCCGUCCAAAGAAUUUCCCGAUCCAGCCAAAUAUUGGAACGUGUUGCAGUCUCAAGUAGCUGACGAAACUAGAGAGGCUUUAAAGUCCGUAGGUGAAAAAGCACGCGAUAGCUAUGAAGAAUAUAAUUUGCAUCACGUGGUGGACGCGGUCAUGAGUAUGCUUCAUUGUGCGAACAAGAUGGUAGCGUAUCAUGAGCCUUGGCAGCUAAGGAAGCAAGUCGACGAUGCAGAUUCGAUCGAGGAACUUAAAGCUGUGAUAUCGCUCGCUUUAGAAAGUACUAGAAUAGGUGCUUUAAUAUUAUAUCCAAUCGUACCAAAAUUGAGCAGUAGUUUGCUCGAUUUUCUAAAUAUCCGAAAAGAGAAUCGCAUGUGGACGGAUACCGUCCCUAACUUUUUUAACAAUAGCUUGAAAGAAAGAUAUAUUGAACGCAACAAUUUGAUAUUGUUUAAGAAAAUAAGAAAUUAA